Molecule: messenger RNA, 2172 nt
Organism: Rhagoletis zephyria (snowberry fruit fly)
Lineage: Eukaryota; Metazoa; Arthropoda; Insecta; Diptera; Tephritidae
Source: RefSeq, a predicted model, not a curated record
AUGAUACAAAUCAAGUUACCUGUUCGAGCCUACAAACGGCUAAUCUACUUAGCCUUUGCAUCCAGCUUUCUGUGCUUCCUUGCGCUGCACCUCGCAAUUAGCUAUCAACGAGUUCAUGUGCCUCUCGAGACGCUCGUUGCACUCGAUGGCAGCGGCGGCGGACACACUACCGCCACAGCAUCAGGUGGUUACAUGAGUUUUCGAGGCCUGUUGCAGAAGUCACCGCUAGAGCAACAGCAGUCCCUGUUGCCUUCUGCUGCCUCGCCACAGCUGCUCACUUCCACAUCGGCGGCUGCUGCAGCAUCGAUCAACGGUUCUGCAGAUAACAAAACGAGAACAGCGGCAGCAGCAGCAGCGGCAGCAACUGCAGUGCAAUCGACCAACUCUGUGGUCCAACAGGCAUCGGCGGCGGUGCAGUCAUCAGCUGUGCCCCCUGCCUCGCCCUCUGCAGCAGUUGUUCCUCCCACCAGUGCCCUCAUCAGCAAUCUCAGCAAGGAAGGAGGAGCUGUUCCUGUUGCUGUUCCAACAGUUGUGCAGUCUGUGCAGCAUCAGCACCAGCCUUCCUCGGAGGACAUAUCACAGUACUUUGACAUUGCCCCUCACGUCGACCACUCGCCUUCGCUCAGUGAGGUCCAGCAGUUGAAUGAGCUUGAGCAGCAGGAGCCCCACUUGGCGCUUAACUACUGGCAGAAGGCGAAGAAGUACCCGAAGGCAAAGUUCCUUCUACCUGUAUGGCGCCUACUACGACGACCGGUGGCGAGGCGGACCGCUGCCCANUGGCAGAAGGCGAAGAAGUACCCGAAGGCAAAGGCAGGCGCCACCAACAAAUCCUGUCGAGUGGACUUUCCCAGCCUGUACGAGCUGGAGUUCAACAACAUCUACUGGCAGAAGUUCAACACUGCCAACAGUUCCUUCUACCUGUAUGGCGCCUACUACGACGACCGGUGGCGAGGCGGACCGCUGCCCAUGGUGCGCAUCCUCGCCAUGAUUGACCGCGUCUCUCCGCCGCCCGCCCUUUGUCAGAUCUGGUUCGACCGCAUCAGCGUGCCCAUCAUCUCUCAGGCCACUUACAUCUACGGGUGGUACAACAAGUGGGGCAACUACCACGACGGCUUCCUCCAGCCGUACAUUGUUACCUGUAAGAUUCCGCGCAUCAAGGGCCUGCCCAAGGACUUCUACCCCACGUCGGUGUCGCUGGUAGAAAACCGCUGCCACAAGGCGACCAACAACUUGCGCAUCCUCAAUGACCGCCCUCCGGUGAAACAGCAGUUUGCCGUGUGCGUCAAGGGGCUCGACUUUCUCCACGAGGACCUCAGUGUCCGUCUGGUGGAGUGGAUUGAGCUGCUGCGCCUGCUGGGCGCCAAUAAAAUCUUCCUCUACGAGCUGGAGAUUCACCCAAACAUCAGCAAAGUGCUGCAGCACUACCAACAGGACGGCAUUGUCGAGCUGACGAAGAUCACCCUGCCAGGCAAUCAGCCCAACCUGCCCGGCUUUCGGCACCUUUACCUGAAAAACAAACUGACCAACAAGCGGCAGAAUGAGCUCAUUCCCUACAACGACUGUUUGUACCGAAAUCUGUACCGUUUCGAGUACAUUGCCCUGUUGGACAUUGAUGAGAUCAUCAUGCCGCUGGGCGGACAGGCCAACUGGUCGGAGCUGAUGGCGGAGGUGCAGCGGCUGUCGCUGCUGGAGAAGAACUACACCCGAGCGAGCUACAAUGUACGGAACGUCUACUUCCUCGACGACCUCGGCCUGGGCGAGGAGCAGCUGGCGCACAUGGCGCACGAGGCGGGCAUUCCCCGGUACCUGCACAUGCUGCAGCACGUCUACCGCUCGCAGAACUACACCAAACCGGGGCAGUACGUGAAGUGCUUCCACAACACUGAACGCGCCGUCUCGCUGCACAAUCACUUUCCGCUGAACUGCUUCGGCACCUGCACUACUUACUCCAUUCCGGUGGAGCUGGCCCACCUGCAGCACUACCGCAAGGACUGCGUCGGGCCGCUGAAGAAGAGCUGCAAGGAGUUUCGCACCUACACGACGCGCGACACCACCAUCUUCAAGUAUAAGGACCCACUGAUCUCCAGCACGACGGCGGUGCUCAAGAAGCUGGGCUUCUUUGAUGGGCUUGCCGCUGCCGAGUCGGCGGCCUCCGCACAUCAGCAGUUGUAG